This is a messenger RNA of Candida dubliniensis CD36, 1368 nucleotides long. RefSeq lists its product as uncharacterized. The transcript has a single exon. NCBI's taxonomy places the organism in Eukaryota, Fungi, Ascomycota, Pichiomycetes, Serinales, Debaryomycetaceae. Bases 1 to 1368 code for a protein of 455 amino acids. The record is from RefSeq and is a predicted model, not a curated record.
AUGGUUGCUGAACCAGUACAAGCCACUGUACAAGCAUUGAAACAUUAUUAUUAUCAAGCAAAUAAUUAUCUAGAAGAUCAACAUGAUAAAAUCAUUAAUUCAUCUUAUUAUGAGAAAUUACUUGAAUUAACUCAUCCUUUUAUAUAUAAAGAUUUACCAUCAGAAAAUUUGAAUUAUGGAACCAAUAAUCUGAUUUCUUCUUCAAUUUCCAAUACUUGGAAUAAUUUAAUUUCUAAAUUAUUAAAACCCAAAGUAAAAUAUUAUGGAUCAAUAUUAACUAUUGGAUUAGGAGUUACAACAACAAUGAUAUAUUUAUUAACUCAACCUAAACUUCAACUUCAAUCAAGUAUACAAAAAAAUGGUGGUAAACGAAGAGUACCUAAACUUUCUAAUGGAGCUAGAAGAGAUGUGAUUUUAAUAAUAGGAUCACCAAUUGAACCAUUAACAAGAUUUAUUGCUAUUGAUUUUGAAAAAAGAGGAUUUAUUGUUUAUUUAACUUUAUUGGAUAAUAAUGAUAUUAAAUAUAUUGAAACAAAUUUAAUUAAUGAUAGAUUAAAUUAUUUAAAUUUUAGUGAUUUAAAAAUUAUUGAAAAUGAAAUUUUUAAAUUUAAUCAAAUAUUGAAAACUCCAAUUAUACCAUUUAAAAAUGCUCAAUCACAUUAUUUACAAUUAAAAUCUAUAAUUUUCACUCCAUUAUUACAUUUCCCAAUUGGUCCUAUAGAAAAUAUUUCUAUUAAUUCAUGGAUAAAAUUAAAUGAUCGAAUUUUAAUUUAUUUAAAAUUAUUUUCUUCAGGAUUAAUUCAAUUAAUUAGAUCCCAACAAAAUAAUUGUCAUGGUAAUGGUAAUAGUAAUGGUAAUAGUAAUGGUAAUUGUAAAUUAAUUUUAUUAAAUCCAAUAAUAUUAAGUGGAUUAAAUAUUCCUUAUCAUUGUCCAGAAACUUUAUUUCAACAAAAUUUAAAAUCAAUUUUCACAAUUUUAACUCAAGAAUUAAUUAAUCAAAAUAUUAAUAUUACUCAAAUUCGAUUAGGUAAUUUAUAUUUACUGAAUCAAAAUUUAAAUUCAAAUAUUAGAAUUGAAAAUUUAAUAAAUUCUGAAAUUAGAACUUGGACUUCAGAAAUGAAACAAUUAUAUAGUGAUAAUUUUACUCAAAUUCAAUUUAAAAUUAAUCCAUUAAAAUCAAUUUGUGGUGGUGGUGGUGGUUUUAGAAGAAAGGGAACACCUUUAAUACAAUUAUAUCAUUUAUUAUUUGAUUUGAUUUAUAAUGAUAAAUUAAAUCCUAAUGUUGUUUAUUGUGGUACUGGAGCAAGAAUUUAUGAUUGGAUUUCUAAAAUUUUACCUGAAUCUUGGAUUCAAUGGUUAUUAAAAUAA